This is a messenger RNA of Peronospora belbahrii, 1893 nucleotides long. Lineage: Eukaryota; Oomycota; Peronosporomycetes; Peronosporales; Peronosporaceae. The record is from the annotation of a GenBank genome assembly.
AUGUCGUCGUCACAUGGAAUCUCUGACCGUCCUCAAGAUUAUUUUGUAUCAAUCGACACUCCACAAGCGGAUGUUACGACCAAGUUUACACCCUUUAUUGCACCCAAAUACACCUUGCAAUGGUAUAAUUUGAAUCUCAAGACUAGUGUUACGAGUAGUGGUCGUAUUAACCAUUCCCAUACAAAAGUAGUUGAUGAAAAGAUAAUUCUAUCUAACGUGAGUGGCUAUGCAAACCCUGGUGAAUUACUUGUCAUUAUGGGACCAUCAGGUGCAGGUAAAAGCACGCUCUUGGAUUGUAUCUCGGGGCGUAAUCAUGACGUUGAGGGAAUCAUUACACUCAAUGGAGAGCCAUGGAAUGAUCGGAUCAAACGUUUUGCAUCUUACGUGAUGCAAGACGAUCUUUUCUAUUCGACAAUUACAGUCAAGGAACAUUUAGUAUACCAAGCAAAAUUACGUAUGGGGAAGUCAUAUACAGAGCAACAAUAUAGGAAACGUGUUGAUGACGUGAUGGAAGAGUUGGGUCUCAUGAAAUGUCGUGAUACGUUAAUUGGUGGUCUCUCAUUACGAGGUAUUUCAGGAGGAGAACGAAAACGAUUAUCAUUUGCAACCGAGAUUUUAACAAAUCCAUCCAUCUUGUUUGUGGAUGAACCAACAUCAGGCUUGGAUAGUUACAUGGCAGAAACAGUGACGAUGAAACUGCAACAGAUUGCUCGUGGUGGACGUACGGUAGUUGCUACUAUCCACCAACCUUCAUCGGAAUUAUUUGCAUUGUUUGAUCAAUUGUACCUCGUGUCGGAUGGUUCGCCUGUUUAUCAAGGCAAAGCUCGAGAUUCGGUUGAGUAUUUUGCAUCGCUAGGCUAUGAAUGUCCCUCAUUGAUGAAUCCGACCGAUUAUUUUAUGAAGCAACUAGUUGUCAUGGACAAAGCUACUGACUUGGCAGGUGUUGAACGUGUUGAGACAUUAAAGAAGGAAUGGGCACUGCGUCAGACACUGCCUAAAAUUGAAGCAUUUAGUGAUGGUAUAAAGGUCGAGGAAUAUCAAGACUCACGGUUGGGUUUGCUUGGACAACUUGGGGUGUUGGCGCAUCGAAAUGCUGUUCGCUUCGUACGCGAUCAUAUAAGUUUCCGUGCAGCAAUUUUCCAAACAAUCUUUAUCGCUGUCGUCGUAGGUCUCAUCUAUUUGCAACUGGAUCUUGAUCAGAAAGGAAUCCAGAACUUUGCGGGUGGGUUUUUCUUCCUCAUCGUCAACCAAACAUUCAGCUCUGCCAAUCCACUCUUCGUCUCGGUGCCAUUGGAACUGCCCAUCAUUAUUCGCGAGUACAGGGCUGGACUAUACCACCUUUUUUCGUGGUACCUUGCCAAGAACGUGAGUGAGUUACCGAUGCAGAUUUUCUUGCCUAUUGUGUUGUUUGUACCAGCUUACUUCUUGAUUGGCAUCGGCCACGGUUUUGACGUCUACAUCUACCAGCAAAUUAUCAUGAUCCUCGUCAACAGUUGUGCUGUAGGGCUCGGCUUAAUGGUUUCCUGCUUGGUUCGUCGAGUCGAAAUUGCUCCGAUUGUUGGUGUUGUCAUUAUUCUGCCGUUCCUGUUGUUUGGAGGACUGUUGAUCAACUCUGAUGACAGUCCCAAGUAUUUUGUGUGGAUUCAAUAUUUGUCCCCGAUCAAAUACGGAUUUGAAGCGAUGAUGAAGAUCUUUUGGAAACAGGUUCCAUCAAUCGCUUGCAACGACGCGAUUGAGAAUUGCACUGCACUUACUGGAGCAGACGUGCUGAAGAAUUUUAGCAUGCAGUCACAAUCCGCCCUCGUGGACGGUCUCAUCUUGUUGGCUAUCAACUUUGGCUUCCGCACCAUCGGUUUUAUUGGGCUAUGGCUGAACUUACGAAAGGAACGAUAA